This is a messenger RNA of Durusdinium trenchii, 1651 nucleotides long. The record is from the annotation of a GenBank genome assembly. NCBI's taxonomy places the organism in Eukaryota, Dinophyceae, Suessiales, Symbiodiniaceae.
UCCUUGUCAUAUUCUGUUGCCAAUUAACUUGCUACUUGAUGGCCAUGCGCUGUCUUCGUAAAGUUCAUGCAGGAAAUUAAGAUGAUGGAUGCGGACGAGGUCCGAGAGAGGGCACAGGAGUCCGUCGAUACCUACUGUCAGAAGCAUGACAUUCAGGGUAUCGUGGGAGAUCUGGUCUCCAAAUAUCUCUUGGAUCGUCCGGAGGACAUGAACCCGCAUGAAUACUUUGCACAGCAACUCAGGCUGAAAAUGCUGGCGGGAGAUGAGGCCCAUUUGGUGGAGGCAGCAACGAAGGUCCCAGGCUAUGCUUUGCGACAGCUCUUUGAGGCCACCAAGAGGAUCACCUCUGAAAUUGUUCCAAAGGAGACCAUCCGGGUGAUCAUUGAGGAAAGCCUCAAGGUGCUGAACUGUGAUCGCAUCUCCUUAUUCGUCUUUGACAAGCGAAUCGAAAUGUUGGUACUCAACGCUUCAAACCUGGAGCAUCCAAUUCGUGUCAGGCCAGGGCAAGGCAUUGCCGGCACGGUCUUCACGAAUGUGCAGUCGGUGAACAUCGCUGACUGCUACAAUGAUUCGAGAUUUGAUCAAUCCUUUGACAAAGAAACUGGGUACGUGACACACAACCUCCUUGCCAUCCCCAUCGUGGACUUCGAGGGAAAGUGCUUGGGUGUGAUCCAGGCGAUCAACAAGAACGGUGCAGGCCAGAGCUUCGAACCUGCUGAUGAGAUCCUUCUGACCAACUUGGCGCAGCAGGUCUCUGUGGCCCUACACAAUGCAGAGUUCUACCGCGCUGCCAUUGUCACCAGUGAAAGAGCCAACGCUCUCUUGAACAUGAUGCAAUCAUUGACGCAUGACCUUGGCGCCCAAUCUUUGGUCUUGUCUGUGGCGACCCACGCCUCGACACUGGUUCGAGCAGACCGCUGUACCGUCUUUCUCGUUGAUGAUAGGGCUGAAGAGUUGAUAUCCAUUGCUAAUGACUCUGGCAUAGAGAUCAGGAUUCCCAAGUCUCAUGGAAUUGCUGGAGAAUGUGCGACCGAAAACAAAUUGAUUGUGAUUGACGACGCGUACGAAGAUGCUCGAUUUAAUCCCGAGUACGACGAAAAGACUGGCUACCGGACGCAUAGCAUCAUUGCUCUUCCGGUGAAACGGCCGCCUACCAAAGACAAGGCAUGUGCUGUGAUUCAAAUGAUCAACAAGCAGGAGUUUGAUGACGAAAUCGGCCGGUUUGAUGACGAGGAUGUGCAGGUUUUGGAGACCUAUGCCAUGUUUGUUGCAACCCAGCUGGCUCAAUCUUCCUUGCUCUCUGCACGUGGGAAGGCGAAUAGCGAGGAAUUUGAGACGCACACAAACACGACAAGCAUGAAGCAAGGGAUGGACUCUUUCCAGGGAGUGAUCGAGGAGAUGGAUGAGGAGGAGGAUUGACCGAAGAUGGAUGGUCUCGGUCCCGAGAGGUUGAUUCCCCGGACCAUUUGGAAGCCAUUUAGCACACAGAAUCAAUGCACAAAGGUAAGAUGAGGGAAGUACCCAAGCGCGCUCGCAAGCCAACCCUGCGCUGCGCUUGCGCUGCAUCUUUCGGUUUCACAAGUUGGAUGCGACCAAAUGUGGCUGCAGAGAAACCGAAAAGAAGGUUUGGAUUCAAAUGCACCAAUGUCAG